Colletotrichum acutatum is the source of this 837-nucleotide messenger RNA. Its product is annotated as fido domain-containing protein. The record is from RefSeq and is a predicted model, not a curated record. NCBI's taxonomy places the organism in Eukaryota, Fungi, Ascomycota, Sordariomycetes, Glomerellales, Glomerellaceae. The annotation marks the transcript as partial. The transcript is spliced from 3 exons.
GAAAGCAAAAAUGGAGGAGACGACAUCGCGAGUUUUCUCCUGCAACAGAUGGCAGAGGCUAUUUACUCCUCCAAUGUAAAGUCCAGGAAGGGCUUGGGCCUUGAUAUCACCAUGAAACUUUGCAUGAUGAUAUUCGAAGGCAAGGCUGGCGUGGAACAUUUUACUAAAACAUCUUAUAGAACAGAAGAGUACCAGGCUCGGCUUGAAGCUCUAGUACGGAAAGACGUACCUCCUGGCGAGCACCAGGUUCUUCGAAGCUGGAGAGAGGUCGUUCAGCAUGCUGCUGCUUUUCAACAUAUCAUCAAUCAGUUCGUCCGUGAAGGAAAGCCAAUGACCGAACAACAUCAAAGACACAAACGCUAUACUCGUCAAAGGUCUGCCGGCAUACUCAGUAGCAGAGAGUUUGGUGGUAUCUACCGCGCCGAAGACGUUUUCGUGGGCACUACCAGAUUUAUCCGCCCGAACAAGAUCUCCGAGGCCAUGAAAUCGAUGAUCCUGACCCUUCGACAGCACUUGAUAGCGUCUGAAAGAUCACAAUUGCUCGAUCCUUCUGCAACAGCUGCACAGUACUGCGAUCGGUUCGUCAAUAUUCAUCCAUUCCGAGAUGGCAAUGGGCGCAUGUGCCGGCUCAUUCUCAACGCAAUCCUCAUUAAAUACGCUAGAAUCGUUGUUAAUGUUGGAGAGCAUGGGCACGACAGAGACGAUUACAUUCAGACAGCCCGUGAAAGCAGAGAAGUUGGUGGUCAUGGUGGUGCUUUAGCAACGAUGGUUUUGAAGGAGGCCACCAAGAGCUACCGGAACAUACGCAACACGUUGAGACACAGACACAGGGAAUAG